Molecule: messenger RNA, 848 nt
Organism: Symbiodinium sp. CCMP2456
Lineage: Eukaryota; Dinophyceae; Suessiales; Symbiodiniaceae
Source: the annotation of a GenBank genome assembly
GACAAAGUGCCUUCGCCAAAAAGGAGCUGGCCUUCGCAGAGGACGUGGUAGCCUCGGGAGGGUGGCAUAGCUGUGCCCUGCGGCCAUCGGGUGAGGUCAUCUGUUGGGGAGCCAAUGAUCAAGGACAGUCGACACCGCCGAAGGGUUCCUUCGCGAGCUUGGCGGCGGGAAAGAGCCACAGCUGUGGCAUAAGACCAUCUGGCCUGCUCGAAUGUUGGGGCAGCAACUCGCAUCACCAGGCCGAGCCCCCUGAUUUGGAGCUUCGGCAAGUCGCGUGUGGAGCGGCGCAUACCUGUGCGCUGGCCUCCGAUGGUGAAAUCCACUGUUGGGGUAGCGACGAACACAAGCGCAGCUCCGGAUCUCCCUCCGGAAGGUUCGUUUCCAUUGCUGCCUCUGGUGGCCAUAGCUGUGCUCUGAAGAAGAAUGGCUAUGCUGUCUGCUGGGGCUUCAACGACAACAACCAGACGGAUGUUCCGAAGGUCAAGUUCAAGCAGAUUGCUCCAGGUUACCUCCACACCUGCGCGCUGACACUCCAAGACGAAGUUCUGUGCUGGGGGCAGAGGCGUGGGGACAACAAGCCCCCUCCAGGACGAUUCAAGCAGGUCUCGUCCCGUGGGCCCUUCUCUUGUGCUCUCGACAUGGCAGGUCGCGCCGUUUGCUGGCCUCAAGCUGAACAGAGGGACGACCACUUCGUUCACAUCUCGGUGGGUGGCUCGCAUUUCUGCGGAGUGCAAGAAUCUGGUCGAGCCAAGUGCCGCGGCAAAGAUGACCAAGGUCAAUCGUCGCCUCCGUCUAGCUUGUUUAAGCUGCCGACGAAGAAGACGCAACCCAAGAGCACCGAGCUCUGA